CCAUGACCACCAUGAGUACCUCACAACCUACCCUACAACAUGCAGUUUCGACAGCUAGAUUACCGCUACAACUCAUGGAACAAAUAGUUGACGCUCUUUCCGAUGAUGUCGACGCUCUCACAGCUUGCGCAUUGUCCUCUCGCCAACUCGCCUACCGCAGCCGCUAUCAACUAUUCCGCGCCGUACACUUCGAUUUUAUCCCAUCUCUGUCAUUCAAUCACUGCGUAACUUUCUCGGAAAAGUGCCAAAAUGCGGCGCCACUUGUAAGAAGCCUUACCUUGAGCGAAACUCCCUCCUGGUCCGUAGGCUUCUUCUCUACGUGGGUCACCUCUGAACCGCAGCUGCCUAUCGUCCUUGGAAUGAUGAAGAACUUGAUGUCUUUGCAUCUUGUCGACGUGGAACUAGUCGGCAUUAAUAUCAUCUGGCCUGAAGUUGAGGAAUUGGAAAUGAAGCAGUGUUCUGUGACAAAUCUUGGCACCUUUCUCGGCGGGUUCCACAAAUUAAACAAACUAGCGCUAUGCGACAUAGACAUUGUUGAAGAAACAUCCUCAUCGUCUGAGGUUUCUCUUGACCUUGAAGAAUUGGUGAUUACCCAAGCCACCAGCCGAACGAAGAUGAAUACCAUCAAGUGCCUCCUCCCGCUCCUCCCCACGCCAUCUCGUAUUCGACGGCUUACCUACCCACUUUACUAUCCGGAGCAGAAGAUCCCACAAUACGACGUGAUUCCUCAUACGCAUCUGGAUGAGUUAUUUCUAAUGGGAGCCAAGAAUCCAAAGAUACCCGUUCCGGAUAUCCAAAACGUUACCAAGCUUCGUUUGCUUGUGAUGCCCCCCUGGCACGAGUAUCCGGUGGAUGCAUGCAAAGAAUGGGACGAGCUAACAGAUUGGCUCAUACACCUGCUACACAAAGCCCAAGGUGGAUGCUUAAAGGAGCUCCAAUUGGAGUAUUACCUAGUUGGCAUAUCUGGGAGUCCGGACAAGUGGGCAGAGCUCAACAGAAUUAUAUUGAAGAUGGGAUUGAGCAAGGUUGAGCUCGUGCUCAGCAUGCCCCUGCAAUGUUGGCUGACAGAAGAAGGAGAGGAAUCCGAUUGGCCGUUGUGGAAAGAGGAAUUGAUGACCAAAUGUGUUACAUGCUUUGAGCAAGUUAAAAGGCAUGGGUUGUUGACAGUCUCCAGAGGAUACCAAAUUUAA
Molecule: messenger RNA, 1190 nt
Organism: Guyanagaster necrorhizus
Lineage: Eukaryota; Fungi; Basidiomycota; Agaricomycetes; Agaricales; Physalacriaceae
Exons: 1
Source: RefSeq, a predicted model, not a curated record